AUGGCAGCCAUUAACUUCGCCGCCGUAUCAAUGUGGCUGCCGGAACUCUCUUCCGGGAAAGGAAACACAUUCCGGAGUUCGUUUGUUUUAAAAAAGAGACCCGUGGCUUCAGUCUCUGUCGCUGCAAGCUCAUCGGAAUCCUCACCUCCUGUGCCGGAAAAGCCUGAAAUUGAGCUAGAAUUCAUCGGGCCGAAGCCAGACGGCGACAGGAGGUAUCCGGUGAUCAGAGCUAAAGAAAUAAGUGGUGAGAAGCUACUGCGGAACAUCAUGUUGGACAAUAAGAUUGAGCUUUACGCCACAUAUGGCAAAGUAAUGAACUGUGGAGGAGGAGGAAGCUGUGGAACUUGCAUUGUGGAGAUUCUGGAUGGAAAAGAUCUUUUGAAUGAAAGAACCAAUACUGAACUUCGUUUUUUGAAGAAGAAACCUGAAUCCUGGAGGCUUGCUUGUCAAACUAUUGUUGGAAAUAAAGAGAAUGCUGGCAAGGUUGUGGUUCAGAGGUUGCCCCAAUGGAAGAAAUGACUAGGAAUUUUAGCUUAAGAAGGAGGCAUCAGGUCAGGCCAUCAAAAAUAUCAAUUGCCAUAAAUUCAUGGUAACCUUUCAUAAGAAUCCUUAGCUUGGCAUGCAAAUGCUUAUUAACUGUAUUCAUUAUACGCUACCUAUAAUAGGAAAAGAUUCAAUGACUCUGCACAAAAUGAAAUUGGUUUUCUCA
This is a messenger RNA of Hevea brasiliensis (rubber tree), 709 nucleotides long. RefSeq names its product photosynthetic NDH subunit of subcomplex B 3, chloroplastic. Bases 1 to 519 code for a protein of 172 amino acids. Gene Ontology annotation, biological process: P450-containing electron transport chain. Lineage: Eukaryota; Viridiplantae; Streptophyta; Magnoliopsida; Malpighiales; Euphorbiaceae. Gene Ontology annotation, molecular function: 2 iron, 2 sulfur cluster binding. The record is from RefSeq and is a predicted model, not a curated record. The transcript has 6 exons. Gene Ontology annotation, cellular component: mitochondrion.